AUGUCAAGCAGAAGAUCGGGUUCCAGGCAAUCAGCUGGUGCCUUGAGGAUCACUGAUGAUCAAAUUGCCCAUCUCGUAUCAAACUUGCAAUGGCUUAUCCCUGAGCUCCGUCAACAGCGCUCCGACAAGGUAAAUGCUUCUAAGAUGUUGCAAGAGACUUGCGAAUAUAUCAGAAACUUACACAGAGAGGUGGAGGGCUUAAGCGACCGGUUAUCCCAGCUGUUAGCUUCGACAGACACCGAUAAUGAGCAAGCAUCCAUUCUUAGGAGUUUACUUAUGUAAUAAAUCAUCGUUUUCCCACUU
Hibiscus syriacus is the source of this 303-nucleotide messenger RNA. Its product is annotated as transcription factor PRE6-like. The coding region runs from base 1 to 282 and encodes 93 amino acids. The transcript has 2 exons. The record is from RefSeq and is a predicted model, not a curated record. Gene Ontology annotation, biological process: regulation of DNA-templated transcription; regulation of growth. Gene Ontology annotation, molecular function: protein dimerization activity. Lineage: Eukaryota; Viridiplantae; Streptophyta; Magnoliopsida; Malvales; Malvaceae.